AGUUAUUCCUUCACAAUGAAGAACAACAAUCAAACAAUCAUCUCACUAUCCAAACUCAUGAACGCUCGUUUACAGCUCUCAAAUCUUUUAUCAAUAAUUAUUUUCUUUGGUUUCGGUUUAUGUUUUGGUAUCAUUCUCACUUUCCAUCUCAAAAACGUCUCGUUUAAUCUCCAAUUCACACAAUUCUCUAUUUCCACCACCUCCACUAAUACCGAUCCAAACGACGUCAUUUCAUUACCAUCACCGCCACCACCAGCGCAGACACAAAAACAACGUACAAAAAUAGGACUCGAUACUUACAUACAUCCAACAAAUGUAAUGCAUGAUAUGAGUGAUGAAGAGUUAAUAUGGAAAGCCUCAAUGGUUCCAAAAGUGAAAGACUACCCAUACAAGAGAACACCAAAGGUGGCAUUUAUGUUUUUAACAAAAGGAUCUGUUUUAUUGUCUCCAUUGUGGGAGAUGUUUUUCAAAGGACAUGAUGGUCUUUUUAAUAUUUAUGUUCAUAGCUCUUCCAAUAAUUGGACAUUGCCUCAACACUCCGUUUUCCAUGGCCGGAGAAUUCCUAGCAAGGAUGUAGAAUGGGGAAAAGUUAGCAUGAUUGAAGCCGAGCGUCGUCUACUUGCAAACGCUCUACUCGAUUUCUCUAACCAACGAUUUGUUCUCCUUUCUGAAGCAUGCAUUCCUCUGUUCAAUUUCACAACGAUUUAUUCUUAUUUAAUCAACUCAAACCACAACUUUGUGGAAUCAUAUGACUUGGAGGGACCUGUGGGACGAGGUCGGUACAAUUGGAAAAUGAACCCAGUUGUUAAAAUUAACGAAUGGCGAAAAGGGUCUCAAUGGUUUGAAAUGAACCGUGACCUAGCCAUUGAGGUGAUAUCCGAUAGGACAUAUUUCCCAGUUUUCCAAGACUAUUGUGAUGGCUCAUGUUAUGCGGACGAGCAUUACCUGCCUACAUUUGUGACACGUAGAUUUGGGGAGGUGAAUGCAAAUCGAACAUUGACAUUUGUUGAUUGGUCAAAGGGUGGACCUCACCCGACUCGGUAUACAAGGUACGAUGUUACUAGGGAGUUUUUGGAGAAGUUAAGAAAUGAAAGACAUUGUGAGUACAAUGGUAAAGGUAAUGCAACAUGUCAUUUGUUUGCAAGAAAGUUUACUCCACAUGCGUUAGAUAGACUGCUAAGACUUGCACCAAAGAUAAUGCAAUUCAACCCAUAGAUCUUGAUAA
This is a messenger RNA of Erigeron canadensis, 1225 nucleotides long. Its product is annotated as glycosyltransferase BC10-like. The transcript has 2 exons. The record is from RefSeq and is a predicted model, not a curated record. Gene Ontology annotation, molecular function: glycosyltransferase activity. Gene Ontology annotation, cellular component: membrane. NCBI's taxonomy places the organism in Eukaryota, Viridiplantae, Streptophyta, Magnoliopsida, Asterales, Asteraceae. The coding region runs from base 16 to 1215 and encodes 399 amino acids.